AUGCUUCGCGUUCUAUUUUCUUUGCUCUUGGUUACUAGUUUAGUUUUUUCCACUAGAAAAGUACUAAAAGUACCUCUGUAUGUCAGGAAAAAGUUCAAUGGAAGUGAGCUCUUCUUCGGUAGAAAUUCAUCUAAAGGGAGCCCAUUUAAUCUGGCUCUGCAGACCCGCGAUAAUGUGGAAUAUUACGGAACCAUUUCCAUGGGGACUCCAAGGCAAAACUUCAGUGUGCUUUUUGACACAGGAUCAUCCAACACAUGGUUACCCUCUGUCAACUGUCCAUACAGUAAUUUAGCUUGUCAGAGUCACCGGAGAUAUAACUCGUCUGGAUCUAGUAGCUAUGUUCCUGAUGGACGUAACUUUACCCUGCGAUAUGGAUCAGGAAAAGUACUUGGUUAUCUAUCACAGGACACACUGCACUUUGCUGGAGUAGACCUACCCGACCUCAUCUUCGGCGAAAGCCUAUUCCUUCAACAAUUUGCCUUCAAUUCAGUGAUAUUUGAUGGACUUGUGGGUUUAGGGCUGGGUAGCUUAGCUUGGCCUAAGACCACACCAUUUUUGGAACUCCUUUGCGGUAAACGCUUAAUUGAGGAAUGCAUAUUCUCCGUUUAUCUCAGUCGACAUCCAAAAGAUAUCCCUGGCGGUGAGAUACUCUUCGGUGGCUAUGACAAAACCAAAUUUGAAGGAAAACUGCAUUAUGUGCCGAUCAGCCAAAUGAAUACUUGGAAGAUUGAAAUAACCAAAACUUCUGUGGGAACUAAACAAAUUGGAGCACAGAGUAGUGCUAUAUUGGACACGGGCACAUCGCUGGUCCUCAUGCCCCAAGAAACUUAUGAUAAUCUGGUUAAAACCUUGUCGGUUGAACUGAAAAGUGGCUAUUAUGUGAUGCCUUGUACGAUUAGAACUCUGCCUGAUAUCAAUAUUCUAAUCGGUGGCAAGGUAUUUCCCCUGACACCAAGCGAUUAUCUCAUUGAGUUGACAUUGGAUCUUAAAAAGGUCUGUGUGCUGGGCAUUGCUCCCAUUAGAAGACGCUUUUGGGUUCUGGGCGAUAUCUUUCUGGGUAGGUAUUAUACGGUUUAUGAUGCCACAGCUAAGAGAAUUGGAUUGGCUACACGGCAAAGCGAAGUCGUCAGUAAAUAAAUAAAUACAGUGACCUAAUUUUGAAUUUGAUAUUGGUUAACUUCUAUGCAGGAGAAAGUUAAUAAAAGUUGA
Messenger RNA from Drosophila eugracilis, 1209 nucleotides. Its product is annotated as aspartic proteinase A3. The transcript has a single exon. Gene Ontology annotation, molecular function: aspartic-type endopeptidase activity. Gene Ontology annotation, cellular component: lysosome. Lineage: Eukaryota; Metazoa; Arthropoda; Insecta; Diptera; Drosophilidae. Bases 1 to 1137 code for a protein of 378 amino acids. The record is from RefSeq and is a predicted model, not a curated record. Gene Ontology annotation, biological process: cell death; proteolysis.